UCUACGAAACUUCUCUCUAUGUCUAUGUGAACUUUCUCUUUCUCUUCUUGUUGAUUCUACUUUGUUUACAUAAUGGGAAACACAUCUUCAUGCUCACCAUCAAACUCAUCAUCAGGAGUAGUCAAAAUCUUAGCUCCUUUCACCGGAACGCUCGAAGUCUUCUCAAAACCCAUAAAGACUUCCCAAAUCGUAUCUCAAAACUCAGGUCUAUUUAUAACCGACUCAACUUUGCUCCAAAUAGGCCACCGAGUCACCGCCGUAUCUCCCGACGAGUUCUUGCGGCCGAGACGACAUCUAUACCUCCUCCUUCCCACAGACAUGUUAUACUCUGUCUUAACACACGAAGAACUAGCUCUCAUCUCCGAGAAAGCAGCAGAGAUACUCAAUGAAAACCGGCAUAACCAUUUGAAGAAAAUAUUCCGAAGAAGAAACUCAUCGUCUGUUAAGGAUGAUAAUCAUCAUCAUGAUCAUGGUGGUGUGGAAAUAAGAGAAACCCUAGAAGAGAAGGUACUAUACGAAUCCAAAUAUGGAUCUUGGAGGCCUGGAUUGGAGACGAUCGUGGAGAGCUAGAUGAAUUGUUCAAUAAUUUUUAUGUAUUAUAUUAUCAGUCGGUCAUAGGCGAGUAUUCUUUGUUCUUUAUUUAUUUUUCCUGAUAAUUUUUGUCCGAGUUUUACAGAAAAUUGAGAGUUAAUUAUAUAUGGUUCUGUUCA
Brassica oleracea var. oleracea is the source of this 710-nucleotide messenger RNA. RefSeq lists its product as uncharacterized. The record is from RefSeq and is a predicted model, not a curated record. NCBI's taxonomy places the organism in Eukaryota, Viridiplantae, Streptophyta, Magnoliopsida, Brassicales, Brassicaceae. The transcript has a single exon. The coding region runs from base 73 to 570 and encodes 165 amino acids.